Molecule: messenger RNA, 933 nt
Organism: Lactuca virosa
Lineage: Eukaryota; Viridiplantae; Streptophyta; Magnoliopsida; Asterales; Asteraceae
Source: the annotation of a GenBank genome assembly
AUGUUAAUAUAUUAUACUUUUUUUAUCCUCUUGAAGUUGGUUUUAUCAAUCAAGCCCAAUUUCUCCCAGUCUUUGAACAACCUUGGAGUGGUCUACACAGUUCAGGGUAAAAUGGAUGUUGCUGCUAGCAUGAAUAAAUCGAUUCUUGCAAUGAACUACAUUAAUGAAGGAAUGGAUGAAAAACUGUUUGAAGCUCACAGAAAUGUAUUGCAAGAUGAAGCUGGGCGUCUUAAAGUGGCAGACUUUGGGUUGAGCAAAAUUGCACAGGAGAAAGAUGUUUAUGGUUACAAAAUGACUGGAGGAACUGGAUCAUAUCAGUAUAUGGCUCCUGAAGUAUAUCGGCGAGAAUCUUAUGGCAAGAGUGUUGAUGUUUUCUCGUUUGCUUUGAUUAUUCAUGAAAACCUCAUAAAUCUAGUUGGCUCCAAGAGCUCUAAAGCUGAAACUACUGGUAUUCGUACAAAAGAAGGGGCCUACAUAAAUAAAAGCCUGCUAACUUUUGGAACUGUUAUAUCAAAACUAUCAGAUGGGAGGGCUGCUCAUAUACCAUACAGAGACUCAAAAUUGACCAGACUUCUUCAGUCUUCUUUAAGUGGUCAUGGAAGGGUAUCUAGUAGGUUGGCAUUGAAACUUGAUGGCUUGUUUUUAGCAGCUAUUUUUGGUGGAGAAACACUAAAAGAGUUGAGAAUUGCAUGCACUAUAGCACACAUGGAACGUGAAGGUGGCAUGACUUCUAGAGAAACAGAGAAGGUUGUAGAUGAUCCUCAACUUCCUGUUUUGCAUCGUGCUCUUGUUGAAACAAGUGCAGAAGUACAAAGAUCUGAACAAGUUGUUGUGAAGAAUAAAGAAACCCUAAAUCAACUAAAAGAACUCAAUGCUGAACAAGAAAGAGAUGUGGAGCGUGUUCGCCAAAGAGAUGAACUUUAUAGACACUGA